This is a messenger RNA of Sinocyclocheilus rhinocerous, 711 nucleotides long. RefSeq names its product transmembrane 4 L6 family member 5-like. The record is from RefSeq and is a predicted model, not a curated record. NCBI's taxonomy places the organism in Eukaryota, Metazoa, Chordata, Actinopteri, Cypriniformes, Cyprinidae. Bases 90 to 692 code for a protein of 200 amino acids. Gene Ontology annotation, cellular component: membrane. The transcript has 5 exons.
UAUCAGUCAGAGCCUGUGCUGCACUGAGAAGAACACAGCCUUUGACAAUUUCUCCUGACUUAUAACGUUUUUUAUACAGAUCCAUCGCAAUGUGUACUGGGAAGUGUGCACGGUUAGUGGGGCUAAUUCUUCUGUCCUCAGCUUUUUUGUGUAUAAUAGCCAAUAUACUUCUAUUCUUCCCUAACGGAGAACAGUUGGAAACUGGCCAGAUUUCCCUUCAAGUCUGGCUUAUGGGAGGUGUUCUUGGUGGAGGACUAAUUAUGAUGUGUCCAAGCUGCUCAGCCAUCAGAGCCGGGGGCAAAGGCUGUUGCGGGGCAGGUUGUUGUGGAAACCGUUGUCGUAUGCUGAAUUCUGUUUUCUCUUCUGUAUUUGGCAUUGUUGGGUCGGCCUACUGUGCCUGUGUUGCCAUUGCAGCACUUUCUGUUGGGCCACUAUGCCAAGUCGAGAGUGGUAAAUGGGAAUAUCCCUUUGAGGACACGGCAGGGAACAGCAGUUACCUGGGGGAUGAGACUACAUGGUCCAAGUGUGUCUUUCCCGAGAAUGUGGUUCUCUGGCACAUCGUGCUGUUCUCCAUACUUUUGGGUCUGUCUCUGAUCCAGAUGAUACUCUGUGUCAUUCAGGUUGUGAAUGGAUGUGUAGGCUGCCUCUGUGGAGACUGCCGGAAAAAACAACCGGAUGAGGGAGGUCUGUGAGAUCUGCGGAGGAGGAAAA